Myodes glareolus (Bank vole) is the source of this 2558-nucleotide messenger RNA. RefSeq names its product ankyrin repeat and SOCS box containing 7 (gene Asb7). The record is from RefSeq and is a predicted model, not a curated record. Gene Ontology annotation, molecular function: protein binding. Lineage: Eukaryota; Metazoa; Chordata; Mammalia; Rodentia; Cricetidae. Gene Ontology annotation, biological process: intracellular signal transduction.
CUCCACCCACCGCGGAUCUGGUUUACGGCUUGGAGCGCAGGCUCCAGUGCGGCAGCUGAUUGGUUGCCGAAGGCUUGGUCCCAUCCCAGUGACCCCAAAGUGCUGGAAGGAGGGGGCGGGGGUGGCCCAGUGCAAAGUGCAUCCCGAAAGCCCCCUGUCGGGACACCCCGCUGCUGACACUUGGACCUGGUACGAUUUGGGGUCUCCCUGUCCCCAGACCUCUUGAGUCCCUCGGUAGCUGGAAGCCUCCGGCCCGGCGCGCGGCAGACCCCUGGUCUGAGCCCCUGGACUGGGACUUGCCCCCCCCCAACCCGAGCCGGCACUUCCUCCCUGCACCCCUUCCCGGAGGCUGUUCCUGAGGCCAAGACCGCCACCUCUAACCGGAUCGGCUCUCUGGAUGCUCUCCGGGCUGGGGCCGUGAAGCAUCGAGGAGAAUCAGGAACACGGUGUCCGGCCCUGCCUGGGGUGUUUCUUCAAUGGAGAAGUUGGUGAAUGUGCAGGAGGCUGAAAGGAGGGAGAGGAGCUGCAGCUGAGGGGACAGGUUUGAGCUGGCUGGAGGACACUCGUGAGCAGAAGGGGUCUACCCACCCGCCGGAGAAGCAGCAGGGAGACUGCUUUGGACCCGCAUCCUCUCUAAAGGCACCUGUACUGCUGAAGCUGUAUUUGUUCUUAAGGUGAAGCAUACUCUUGCUCCAAGGCCUGGACAUGCUGGGAGCCCCUUCCCCAUGAUGCUGCUUGUGCACAAUGGUCAUUAGACAACCUGUCUACCAAGAGAAGAGUCAUUCUUCUGUAAGGCUGAUUCCUUUGACCUAAUGACUGGUUGGUGAAAAGCGGACUCUGCUAGGAUGUUACACCACCACUGUCGGAGGAACCCUGAGCUCCAGGAAGAAUUGCAGAUUCAGGCUGCAGUAGCUGCCGGGGAUGUUCACACAGUACGAAAGAUGCUGGAGCAAGGCUAUUCCCCAAAUGGCCGAGAUGCCAAUGGCUGGACCUUGCUCCAUUUCUCCGCAGCAAGAGGAAAGGAGAGAUGUGUUCGGGUGUUUCUAGAACAUGGAGCUGAUCCUACGGUUAAGGACUUAAUCGGAGGCUUCACCGCUCUGCAUUACGCAGCCAUGCACGGCCGGGCCCGGAUUGCACGCCUGAUGUUAGAGUCUGAAUACAGGAGUGACAUCAUUAAUGCAAAGAGCAAUGAUGGCUGGACUCCUCUCCACGUGGCUGCCCACUAUGGGAGGGACUCAUUCGUCCGGCUCCUUCUGGAGUUCAAGGCUGAGGUCGACCCACUCAGUGAUAAAGGUACGACGCCGCUUCAGCUGGCCAUCAUCCGGGAGAGGUCCAGCUGCGUGAAAAUCCUCCUGGACCACAACGCCAACAUCGACAUUCAGAACGGAUUCCUGUUGCGCUAUGCUGUGAUCAAAAGCAAUCACUCUUACUGCCGCAUGUUCCUUCAGAGAGGGGCAGACACAAACUUGGGGCGCCUAGAAGAUGGACAGACUCCUUUGCAUUUGUCUGCCCUCCGUGAUGACGUGCUCUGUGCACGGAUGUUGUAUAACUAUGGAGCGGACACGAACACAAGGAACUAUGAAGGUCAGACCCCACUGGCCGUUUCAAUAAGUAUUUCAGGAAGUAGUCGGCCAUGUUUGGAUUUCUUACAAGAAGUCACAAGACAACCCAGAACCCUGCAGGACCUGUGCCGAAUUAAAAUUCGACAGUGUAUAGGCCUUCAAAACCUGAAGCUGCUUGAUGAACUACCAAUUGCCAAGGUCAUGAAAGACUACUUAAAACACAAAUUUGAUGAUAUCUGAUAUACCUGGACUGUGAACAAGAUUAAGAGUUAUUCCAGAUACUUAAGAGGCUUUGGGCCUUGCACAAAGUAUAUCCUAUGCAAUUUCUGAUUUGCUGUGAAGUCAGAAGGCAGGUAUACACUUUUAGGGUUUUUGUUUGUUUGGUUUCAUUUUAGGGGAGGGAUUUUUUUAUAUAUAUAUAAACACACACACACACCACACGCUUGAAGGUCUUAAUUUGGUUUUUUUGGUCCAAGUCUAUGAGGUCCAAGCCUUUCUAUACAAUAAUGCAUUUAGAAAAAUUGUUUUUCCUAAAUGCACCAACACAGGCAGGUUUAAAGUGGAAGGUUUUCCCCUUUAGUGCUCCGGUUUCAUUGGUGAACAAGGUACUAAGAAACCAGUGGAACACUUGUUAAGUUUGGAGGUCUUGGGUUCACCCAGCAGAUCCUGGGUGAUGCUGGAAAAUUCCCUACGAAGAAACUUACAGUAAUGCUGUCACCUCAUUCAUUUUUAAUGAGUACAGAUGAGCUGUUUAAAAAUUCUUUUUUCUCUUCUAAUUAAUGUAGCUUUCCAAUGAAAAGAAAAAAAAAACCAGUACCUCUGCUUCCUUUUGGUGUGCGCUUAUUUUUAAAUUAUUCUUUUUAAACAACUGUAGGACACUACUCUGAGACAUUGUGUUUCAAUUCCUUUCUCUCUUGUUGAACUGUACUUUUAAAACAAGAUUAACGGGGAACAGAAUUAACUUUUUAAAGCCAGUGUCUUCUGUUUUUUUUUUUU